UGUGUUUCACAUGGUAAUCUAGAAAAGAAAGAAAGGAGCAAAGCCCUAAUCAAAGCUCAAACACUAGACACUUUCCAACCUAGGUACAUCUAGAAAUCAAUUGUUGUUUGAAUGGCAGGACCUGAGCUCACAAAAACCACUAUCGCCCCCGCCACCACCACAGCCACCAAAGCUAUGCCGAAGUCAUCGACAUCGAGAGCUAAAGCAGCACUUCGGAGGUUUGUUGGGGUUCGGCAAAGGCCUUCUGGGAGAUGGGUAGCCGAAAUCAAGGACUCUUCUCAACGUGUAAGGCUUUGGCUCGGAACCUACGACACUCCCGAAGAGGCAGCAAGAGCCUACGAUGAAGCAGCUAGAGCCCUACGUGGUGAAAAUGCCCGUACAAACUUUGCAACACCGGUGGCCAACCCUGACAAUAAAUCGAGCCUUUUGGCUAACUCUUGUCCUAAUCCAAAUGACACUUUUAUGCCUUCUGGGUUGUCCGAUGGACGCCACAGUGGGGGGCAAGGGCUAAGCUUUUCUUCUUUGAAGGCCAAGUUAAGCAAGAACCUCCAAAGCAUCAUGGCUAGGAGUAGUGAUCAUCAUAACAAGUCCUCUAAAAGUAGGGUGAGUGAUCACUUCACUUUUGCAAGCAUAUUCCACUUCAGAAAGUAUCAGCAAUACCAAAACAACCCAGUAAACCCUUUGUUCGAUAUGAAGAACAUAGAGAAAGUGGUACAGCCUAGCAUCAUUGUGCCCCAUACUGGAGAAACUAGUACUAGCACUAGCACUGACCCUUCAUCUUGGGAAAGUUCUAGUAUUUCGGAUUGUAGCGACUGGGGUUACAGCUUCAGGCAACCCGGGAUGGACUCUGAUGGGUCCGAACUUGGGGAUGGGUUCAUGGACCAAAUUAUGGGGUGGAUGGAUAGUCCAGAUCAGAUGAGUAGCGGUACUGUUGGUGAUGAUUGUGAGGAGGGGUCAAGGAGUAAGAGGUUCAAGGUUUCUUCUUCUGUAAUGGUGCCUUCAACAUUUGCUGGAUCUCCAUAUAAUAAUUAGUACUGGAGAUUUUCAUGCAAAAAUUAAAGGCAGGGUAUCAUGCUAUUAAGUGUUUACUUUGCUGAUUAAUUAAUCCUAGCUAGCUUCUUUACAAAAGGCUGAUAAGUUAGCCCUAAGAAGUUGUUUGCUGACAUGCUGCUAAUGCAUGCUGUUGUACUUCUAGCUAGCUUAUGUCCAAGCUAAAAAGUACUUCUCUAAAGUGAAUUAAUGUACAGAGAGAGAGAGAGAUUGGAAUAAAAAGUUUAAAAUGAUUAAAUCAUGAGAGUUCUGCAUGUUACGAAAACAUGACCGAGUUUGGUAUUAAUGACAAGGAAUAUGUUAAAAAUCAGAGUA
This is a messenger RNA of Rosa rugosa (rugosa rose), 1365 nucleotides long. RefSeq names its product ethylene-responsive transcription factor ERN3-like. Gene Ontology annotation, biological process: regulation of DNA-templated transcription. Gene Ontology annotation, molecular function: DNA-binding transcription factor activity; DNA binding. The coding region runs from base 112 to 1032 and encodes 306 amino acids. The record is from RefSeq and is a predicted model, not a curated record. Lineage: Eukaryota; Viridiplantae; Streptophyta; Magnoliopsida; Rosales; Rosaceae. The transcript has a single exon.